Messenger RNA from Stegastes partitus (bicolor damselfish), 6958 nucleotides. RefSeq names its product CDC42 binding protein kinase alpha (DMPK-like) b (gene cdc42bpab). The transcript has 42 exons. NCBI's taxonomy places the organism in Eukaryota, Metazoa, Chordata, Actinopteri, Pomacentridae. Gene Ontology annotation, cellular component: actomyosin; cytoskeleton; cytoplasm. Gene Ontology annotation, biological process: actomyosin structure organization; peptidyl-threonine phosphorylation. Gene Ontology annotation, molecular function: ATP binding; protein serine/threonine kinase activity. Bases 1089 to 6458 code for a protein of 1789 amino acids. The record is from RefSeq and is a predicted model, not a curated record.
CCGGCGGGGGAGGCAGGCAGUGCAAAGGAAAGGACAGAGGGGGAAUUUAGGCUGUGUCCCGUAUUUGGAAUAAGCAGGAGCAGAACACAGCUUUUCCUCUUUGACGUGAAACGAGCUCCUCACUGUGUAACCUUCAGGAAAAAAAAGAGGAGAAAGGACCCGCAAUUUUUGACGGCUAACUCCACUUUGAACUGCAGCCGUCGUUAUUUUUGAACUGUGAAGAAGAAACUAAAAGAGACAUUUCGUUUCUCCAGGACGAAGAAUGGGAUUUAAAGAACAUAUCUGCCAGCAGUGAGUUGUGAAAACAAGAGGGAUAUUUUUUUUCUCCCAGUUGGAUGAAAACGCACACUGUCGGUUGAGCUUCGCGCAUAUUACAUGUCAACUCCUGGGGGAGAGAGAGAAAAAAAAGGGGCAAUGAUGGCAUUCGGGAGCGGAGAAAAGUAACGUUAGCUUCCCGGCUAGCUAAAUAAGCUAACCUAGCAGGCUGCUAACUAAGCCUGUGUCGCCCUUCCAUUCCUGGAGCAGAGGAGGGGCGCUGGGGCUUUGUAGCAUUGCAGAUCUGCCUUUGCAUUUUUUGGGGGGGUUUUUUUUUUUUUUUUGCUGCUGCAAGAAUGGAGAAUCCCAAAUAUCUGCCACAGCAACAACUCAGGGAGGUCUGCUGAGCUCUUCGUCGAUUAUUUUCUAUUUCCCCCCUCCCCUAAACGAAGAGACCAGCGGAAAAAACUGCCAGCUAACGUUGCGAUUUCAUCCAAAUCAGCCGGCCCGGGGCAAGCCAGGGUCUGUACUUCUUUUCUUAUGUGCCCUGUGGGGAUAGGUAUUAAAAAAAUGGGGAAGUGCUGCACGUCCUACCCACCUCCUACAUGUUGGAUCUCCAGAGGGAGGUCAUGAAUAGGUGGAUUUUAACGCAAAAUUAGCCCCCCUCCCAAGACAAAGUUUUAUUAUUUUCGAGACGUACUCAAGGUGAGAGAACUUCUUCUAUCUUCGCAGGCCCCUCUGCGCUAACUAACAAGGCCGAGGAGGUUGUUUUUGCUCGUUUUUACUUCCACUUCCAUCAUCAUUACUUCUACAUCCAACAAGCCGGAAUAAACAUGUCGGGAGAGGUGCGUUUGAAGAAGCUGGAGAAGCUGAUCCUGGACGGGCCAGCUCAGUCUAAUGGCCAGUGUCUGAGUGUGGAAACGCUGCUGGAUAUCCUGGUGUGCCUCUAUGAUGAGUGCAACAACUCCCCGCUCAGAAGAGAGAAAAAUAUCCUGGAGUUUUUGGACUGGGCCAAACCCUUCACUUCCAAAGUGAAGCAGAUGCGCCUGCACAAGGAAGACUUUGAGAUACUCAAAGUGAUUGGACGAGGAGCCUUCGGAGAGGUUGCAGUGGUAAAAGUGAAAAACACUGACAAAGUUUUCGCUAUGAAGAUUCUCAACAAGUGGGAGAUGCUGAAGCGAGCAGAGACGGCGUGUUUUCGGGAGGAGCGGGAUGUGUUGGUAAAUGGGGACUGCCAGUGGAUCACCACCCUGCACUACGCCUUCCAGGACGACAAUAAUCUGUACCUGGUCAUGGACUACUAUGUGGGUGGUGACCUGCUGACUCUGCUCAGCAAGUUUGAGGACCGGCUGCCAGAGGAAAUGGCCAAGUUCUACCUGGCAGAGAUGGUUCUGGCCAUCGACUCCGUUCACCAGCUACACUACGUCCACAGGGACAUUAAACCCGACAACAUUCUGCUGGAUAUGAACGGCCACAUCCGCCUUGCUGACUUCGGCUCCUGCCUCAAACUCAUGGAGGAUGGGACGGUCCAGUCCUCUGUGGCAGUAGGAACUCCAGACUACAUCUCCCCCGAAAUCCUCCAGGCUAUGGAAGAUGGGAAAGGCAAGUAUGGACCUGAGUGCGACUGGUGGUCCCUGGGCGUCUGCAUGUAUGAGAUGCUGUACGGCGAGACUCCUUUCUAUGCAGAAUCCCUGGUGGAAACCUAUGGGAAGAUCAUGAACCACAAGGAGCGAUUCCAGUUUCCACAGCAGAUAACAGACGUGUCAGAGGAUGCAAAGGAUCUCAUUCGUCGGCUCAUUUGCAGUCGAGAGCACCGACUAGGCCAGAACGGCAUUGAGGAUUUCAAGCAGCACCCAUUUUUCACCGGCAUCGCUUGGGAAAACAUUCUCACAUGUGAAGCCCCCUACAUCCCAGAGGUCAGCAGUCCGACAGAUACCUCCAACUUUGACGUGGAUGACGACUGUCUAAAGAACUCGGAGACUAUGCCUCCUCCCUCUCACACUGCCUUCUCUGGCCACCACCUGCCCUUUGUGGGUUUCACCUAUACAAGUAAAUGUACUCUAUCUGACCGGGGCUGCCUGCGACAGCUAGCCGUGCAGCCGGGUAAGGCCGGGCAGGAGCAGCUGGACGUGGAUGUUCAGCGCAGCCUGGAGGACAGCCUGGCCACUGAGGCCUACGAGAGGAGGAUCCGCCGCCUGGAGCAGGAGAAACUAGAGCUCAGCCGCAAACUACAAGAGUCGACCCAGACGGUGCAGGCACUGCAGCACCCAACAGGCGAGGGCCCUGUCAGCGCUAACAAGGAGGUAGAAAUCAGGAGCCUGAAGAGUGAGAUCGACAUUCUCAAGAAGCAGAUCGCUGAUUCGGGCCAACUGGAGAAGCAGCUGGAGGAUGUGACGUCGGCUCGCAGGGACUUGGAGGACUCAUCUAAACACAUCAAGACUCUGGAGAAACAGAUGAAGAGCCUCACACAGGAGAGGGACGACCUGCAGAAGGAUGUUGUGGACGCCAAUGAGAAGCUGAAGUCUCAGUCAAAAGAGCUGAAGGAAGCCCACAGCCAGAGAAAACUGGCCAUGCAUGAGUUUUCUGAGCUCAACGAGAAACUCACAGACCUCAGGUCAGCAAAGCAGCGCCUGGCUCGCCAGUUGCGCGACAAGGAGGAGGAGAUGGAGAGUCAGAUUCAGAAGGUUGAGGCUCUCCGCCUUGAGGUGCGAAAGGCCGAGAGGGCCAAGAAGGAGAUGGAGGCGCAGGCAGAGGAGCAGUCAGCAGAGACUCAGAAAGAGAAGAAGCUGAGGGAGCGUAAUGAGCAGUACAGCCGACAGCUGGAGGAGGAGCUGGAAGGGCUUAAGGUGAAGCAGGCUGGCUCCUCGGCCACCCCGGCCUCGGCGGACCAGACCCAGGAGGUGGGUCGCUUACGGGGCGAAAUGGAGAAGAAAACACUCUAUUACGAGCAGGAGUUGGCGCGCAGGGAGGCGCAGCAUUGCACUGAGCUGAAGGCCCUGCGCAAAGAGCUGAGGGACGCCGAGAGCCAAAGCCUCACCCUGCAGAAAGAGAUCCUGAUGCUCAAGGACAAACUGGACAAGACUCGCCGUGAGAGCCAAAGCGAGCGGGAAGAGUUUGAGACGGAGUACAAGCAGAAGUACGAGAGGGAAAGAGUCCUGCUCACUGAAGAGAACAAGAAGCUGUCCAGUGAACUUGACAAGCUGACCAGCAUGUUCGAGAAGGUGAACAGCUCCAACCGGCAGCUGGAGGAUGAGAUGAGGGAGCUGGCUGAUAAAAAGGAGAGCGUCGCUCACUGGGAGGCCCAGAUCACAGAAAUCAUCCAGUGGGUGAGUGAUGAGAAGGAUGCUAGAGGCUACCUGCAGGCUCUGGCCACUAAGAUGACAGAAGAGCUGGAGGGAUUAAGAAGCACCAGUUUGGGAGCAAGAGCCACGGACAUGCCGUGGAAGAUGCGCCGUUUCGCCAAGUUGGACAUGUCGGCACGUCUGGAGCUGCAGUCGGCUUUGGACACUGAGAUCAGAGCCAAGCAGAGCAUCCAGGACGAACUGAACAAAGUCAAGGCCAACAGCAUUUCCACAGAAUGUAAACUGCAGGAGGUGGAGAGUAAAAACCAGGAACUCCUGGCUGAGAUCGACCGGCUGAAAAAGGAGACAGAGGAGCUGCGGCUACGAAGAGGUGUCAAGCACCAGGAUUCCCAGAAUUCCUUCUUGGCUUUUCUCAACGCCCCCACUUCAGCCCUCGAUCAGUUCGAUGUGGACUCUAUGGAUAACUUCACCCCCUCCAACACUCCAUCUCGGGAAGAUGACCCUAAAUCCCACCUCAAGUCCCGCUCACGUUCACCCUCCAUGGCUAGUGAUAUGGAGCCCAUAGAGUUGAUAGACCAUCCGCCUCGUACAGUUCAGACCCCCACCAUGCGCUCAGGAGGCUACGGCAGCAUUGGACGCUCCUCGCCUAAACCCAAAGCACAUCAGUUCGUAGUGAAGUCAUUCAACACGCCCACUAAGUGUAACCAGUGCACCUCCCUCAUGGUGGGACUCAUUCGUCAAGGUUGUACGUGCGAAGUGUGUAAUUUCUCCUGCCAUGUAACAUGUGCGGACAAGGCUCCAGCUGUGUGUCCGGUGCCUCAAGACCAGACCAAGGGUCCGCUGGGCAUCGACCCACAGAGGGGCAUCGGUACGGCGUACGAAGGGCACGUCAGGGUGCCCAAACCAACAGGGGUGAAGAAAGGUUGGCAGAGAGCGAUGGCUGUGGUCUGUGACUUCAAACUGUUCCUCUAUGAACUGGGAGAAGGAAAAGCAACACAACCAAGUGUAGUAGUCAGCCAAGUCAUAGAUAUGAGGGAUGAAGAGUUUUCUGUCAGUUCUGUCCUGGCCUCCGAUGUCAUCCACGCCAGCCGCAAGGACAUUCCCUGUAUAUUCAGAGUGACGGCGUCCCAGCUCUCCCCCUCCAGCAGCCACAAGCCCUCCAUCCUGAUCCUGGCCGACAGCGACCAGGAGAGGAACAAGUGGGUGGGCCUCCUCAACGAGCUCCACCGCAUCCUCAAGAAGAACAAGCUGAAGGAGCGCUUCGUCUACGUCCCCAAGGAGGCGUACGACAGCACCCUGCCCCUCAUCAAGACCACACAGUCUGCUGCUAUCAUAGAUCAUGAGCGUGUCGCCCUGGGCAACGAGGAAGGCCUUUUUGUCAUCCAUGUCACCAAAGACGAAAUAAUCCGGGUGGGGGACAACAAGAAGGUCCACCACAUCGACCUGAUCCCCCAGGAGCAGCUGCUGGCGGUCAUCUCCGGCAGAAACCGCCACGUCCGCCUCUUCCCCACGCAGGCCCUGGACGGCCGCGAGACCGAGUCCUACAAGCUGGCUGAGACGAAAGGCUGCCAGACUAUCGUGUCCGGUCCGGUCCGCAAUGGCUCUCUCACCUGCCUCUGUGUGGCCAUGAAGAGACAAAUCAUAUGUUACGAGGUGAAUAAGAGUAAAGGACGUCACCGUCGGCUUCGGGAGCUGCAGGCGCCGGGACAAGUCCAGUGGAUGGGUCUGCUCAGUGAGCGUCUCUAUGUGGGUUAUCAGUCCGGCUUCAUGCGCUACAGCGUCCACGGUGACAUGUCUCCGGUCAGCCUGCUCCACCACGAGGACCACACCCUGGCCUUCAUCCCUCAGCAGGGCCUGGACGCCCUCUGUGCCGUGGAGAUUUCCAGCAAAGAGCUGCUGCUGUGCUUCAGCGCCAUCGGGGUGUACGUGGACUCGCAGGGCCGCAGGUCGCGUCAGCAGGAGCUGAUGUGGCCAGCUGUGCCCAACGCCGCCUGCUACAACGCCCCCUACCUGUCGGUGUACAGUGAGAACGCUGUCGAUGUGUUUGACGUGAACACGAUGGAGUGGAUUCAGACCAUCCCUCUAAAGAAGGUGCGACCUCUGAACAUCGAUGGCGCUCUGAACCUGCUGGGGCUGGAAACAGUUCGGCUUAUCUACUUUAGGAACAAGAUGGCUGAGGGUGAUGAGCUUGUCGUCCCGGAGACGUCAGACAACAGCAGGAAGCAGAUGGUGCGCAGCAUGAACAACAAGAGACGCUUCUCUUUCAGGGUGCCAGAAGAAGAGCGACUUCAGCAGAGGAGAGAGAUGCUACGAGAUCCAGAGAUGAGGAACAAGCUAAUCUCUAAUCCCACCAACUUCAACCACGUGGCCCACAUGGGACCAGGAGACGGGAUCCAGAUCCUUAAAGACCUGCCCAUGAACGUCCGUGUUCAGGAGAGCCGUGCGGGAUUCAGCGGGUCAGUCAGCAUCCCCUCCAUCACCAAGAACCGGGCCGAGCCGGGCCGAUCCAUGAGCGCCAGCAGCGGACUGGGCAUACGUUCGUCCUCCCAGAACGGCAGCGCUCUGCGCAGGGAGCUGUCAGGAGGAAGCUACGGGUCCAAACGACAGACCAUGACGUCUCCCUCUGAGAGCUCCCUGUCCUCUGGAGGGGGAAUGGACUGUGGCGACGCUCCGCUCUCACAGUUCGACAGAGAGUGGCAGGCAGUCUCACCGUCGGAGAAGACCCCUGAUCUGAAAAGGGCUUUAAGGACCCUGCUUAGUAAGAUGAAGGACUCGGACUCCCCCCGUCACUCCACGGCCUCCAACAGCUCCACCUUCAGCAGUCCCCCCAGUCCGGCCUCCCCUCACAAGACCAAGUCCCUGUCCCUGGAGAGCACAGACCGGAUGGGUUGGGACACAUGAGCCGCCGCCAGCCUCUCGCCCAUCCAAAAACCCCACCGACCAACCAACCAACCAACCAACCACCGACCGACCGACCAACCGACAGCACAGGACUCCCAACUCUCCUCCGCCGCAGCCUCCCAGCGUCCUUUUCUGAACAUCCUCCCCCCCCUCACUGCCCAGAGAACUGCACCUCCUGACGAACAUUUGUCCCACUUUAGCGCCCCGGUUUGUCUCAGCGUUCUUCCACGACGGGGCAGAAAGAGUCUCUCUGAGGGAGAGGUUAUGAUUAAUUAGCGAACAUGUGGGCGCAAGUGUGUGUGUGUGUGUGUGUGUCUGUGUGUGUGUGUGUGUGUGUGUGUGUGAGAAGCCAGCGCGUGUGCAUGUGUUUAUCCACAUCCGAUCGACAGCUUCCCGUCUCGGCUCUUUUCGCCACCAACCGAAGCACUUGAGCUUCAUCGACACGACUCGGUUCCCCCGUCAGAGACUCAAAAACCUCACGAUGCAACACUAAAAAAAAA